Molecule: messenger RNA, 2738 nt
Organism: Dermatophagoides farinae (American house dust mite)
Lineage: Eukaryota; Metazoa; Arthropoda; Arachnida; Sarcoptiformes; Pyroglyphidae
Gene: beta-Man
Product: beta-mannosidase
Biological process (GO): glycoprotein catabolic process
Molecular function (GO): beta-mannosidase activity
Source: RefSeq, a predicted model, not a curated record
UUUAAAAAAAAAAUCACCAUGAAUCAUACAGCCAUCAUCAUUGUUCUUGAAUUGUUUACGAUCAUCAUCAAUACCAUUACAGCUGUAAUCAUACAUCCAUUGGAUGGUAAUGAUUGGAAUGUUUUCGAUGCAAAUAAACGAUCAAACAGUCUACCUGCUAAAGUACCUGGAACCAUUUAUUCAGAUCUUGUCAAUGCCGGUAUUCUUGAUGAAUUGUACAAUGAUUUUAAUGAUGUUAAAUAUCGUUGGGUUUCCUAUGCCAAUUGGACAUAUGUAAAAAGUUUUGAUUUUCCAAAACAAUUAUUAACUUAUGAUCAAAUUUAUUUAACCUGCCAUGGUUUGGAUACAAUUGCUAAUGUAACAUUGAAUGGUUAUCAAUUAGGUUCGGUUGAUAAUCAAUUUAUUCGUUAUCGAUUUUUGGUUAAAAAUUUGCUCAAAACUCAACAAAAUGUCAUACAAAUUAGUUUUACAUCUGCACCUGUUUAUGCAAGAGAUUAUUUUCUUCGAAAAGAAUAUCCAAUUCCACCAGUUUGUCCACCUGAAUCUCAACAUGGUGAAUGUCAUCCAAAUUUUAUUCGAAAAAUGCAAGCAUCAUUUUCCUGGGAUUGGGGACCAGCAUUCCCAACGCAAGGAAUAUGGCAACCAAUUGCAAUUGAAGCUUAUGAUAAUGUAUUGAUUCGUAGCAUAUCAGUCAAUACUGUUUAUGAACAACAAUCAAAUCAAUGGCUAUUGAAUGCAACCGUUUGGAUGGAAAGUCGACCGAAAGCUUCGAUCAAUGCAAAUCUUACACUAUCAUUGGCUGAUCAAGUGUUAAUCGUAAAAGAAUUCAAGACACAAUUCAAUUCAGAUGGUGAAGCAUUUGUAAACACUUUUGUUAUGAUUCCAAAAGAAAUGGCAAUCAAACCAUGGUUUCCGAAUGGUCUUGGUGAUCAGAUUCUAUAUCGAUUAAGUGCAACAAUUCAUACUGGACAUGAAAUGAUCAACAAACAAGUAGCCAUUGGAUUUCGAACCAUUGAAUUGGUACAGGAUCGAUUAAAUGCAUCUGUUGAAGCUUAUUCUUUCUAUUUUCGUGUAAAUGGUGUGCCAAUAUUUGCUAAAGGUUCGAAUUGGAUUCCAGCACAUGUAUUGAGCGAAAAUGUUAAACGGGAAUAUGUACAAUUUUUAUUAUGGUCAGCUAAAGUGGCCAAUAUGAAUAUGUUACGUGUAUGGGGUGGUGGUAUCUAUGAAUCAGAUUAUUUCUAUCAAUUAGCGGAUGAAUAUGGAAUAUUGAUCUGGCAAGAUAUGAUGUUUGCCUGUGCACUUUAUCCAACGGAUCCAAAAUUUAUUCAAUCAGUUUCGACUGAAAUCCGUCAACAAAUUCGUCGAUUACAUCAUCAUCCAUCGAUAGCACUUUGGGCAGGUAAUAAUGAAAAUGAAAUGGCUAUUGCUGGUAUGUGGUGGAUAGAAUUGGCUCAACAUUUGGCCGAUUAUAAACGUGAUUAUCUUCAGCUUUAUAUCGAUACAAUUAUGCCAAUCAUUUUGAAUGAAGAUAAUUCUCGGCCAUUCGUUUCAUCCAGUCCAUCGAAUGGCAUUGUUAGUCCACGAGAAAAUUACAUAUCAACCAUGCCACAAAAUAAUCGAUAUGGUGAUAAUCAUCAUUACAUUAUGUUUGGUGAUGCAUGGGAUUGGCGAACAGCACCUAGUGCAAAAUUUGUUUCUGAAUAUGGUUUUCAAUCAUUACCAUCAUUAGAAUUAUUACAUAAAUACCUGAGUGUUGAAUAUCUAAAAUAUCCAUUCAAUGAAGGACUGACACACCGUGAACAUCAAAUGAAUGGCCUAGCUUAUCUAAUUGGAUUUAUGGAUCAACAUUUACCAUUGCCAAAAAAUGUAUCCGUACCUAGUAUUGAACAUUUAGAUGAUUUUAUCUACAUGUCACAAAUAUUUCAAUCAAUGGCUAUCAAAAUACAAACGGAAUUCUAUCGUCGAAAUCGUCGUAUCAAUUAUCAUAAUGGUAAUGGAUUCACAAUGGGUGCACUUUAUUGGCAAUUGAACAAUAUUUGGCCCGGAUUUUCAUGGACAUCAAUUGAAUAUGAAGGCAAAUGGAAAAUGUUACAUUAUUAUGCUAAACGUAUGUUUGAUGAUCUAUUAGUGGAUGUCUAUGAAGAUGAAGACAAUCUCUAUGUAAUCAUUGUACGUGAUGAUCAUUCACAUGUAGCAGAUUUUAAUGUCGAUAUUGAGAUUUAUGAAUGGUCUAAACAGGAACCAAUUUCAAUGCAACGUAUUAAUUGUCUAACUAAUCCAUUUGAUAUAACCAUGGCAUUCAAAGUGAAUAUGAAUGAAUUUCUUCAUAAAUCCAGAUGUAAUAAUCGUGAUAAUUGUUUCAUAAAUGUUCGACUUAACGGUACUAUCAAUGGUCAACAAUUGAUGAGAGAUAAUUUCCUAUUGUUGGGUCAUUUAAAAAAUGCAAAACUAAUGAAUGAUCCGAAAAUAUUUCUACAAAAAAUUGAUGGUCCCUUUCAACGUGGCGGUUCUCAUGUCUAUGAUAUUGAAUUAAUUACCGAUAAAAUUGCACCAUUCAUAUGGUUAGAUCUGGUGAAUGAUUCCUCAUUAUUUGGCAUUUUUUCUGAUAACGGAUUUCAUCUAAUUAAUCGGCAAAAAUUACAAAUUUUCAUAUCGAAAGACAUUCCAAAAGAAGAUAUUGCCUCAUCGUUGCGAAUCAAAACAAUUAAUAAUCUUGUAAGAAAAAAAUGAAUCACAUU